This is a messenger RNA of Naegleria lovaniensis, 2250 nucleotides long. RefSeq lists its product as uncharacterized. The transcript has 2 exons. The record is from RefSeq and is a predicted model, not a curated record. NCBI's taxonomy places the organism in Eukaryota, Heterolobosea, Eutetramitea, Acrasida, Naegleriidae. The coding region runs from base 1 to 2250 and encodes 749 amino acids.
AUGAUUAGUUUCGUGAAGAAGAAUUCUGCGGCCAGUGGCUCGAGUGUGAGUCCAACUGUGGAGAGCUUUCCUCUCUGUGAGUGGAACCACAAGAUGGUCAUGCAAUGGAUGAAAGCUUCCUGUAUUCAUUCGGAUGUUGUAAAGGCUAUUGAAAAGAGGACUGAUUUUGGAGGAAUUCAAUUAUAUACACUCACAUUGGAUAAAUGUAUCAAUGAAUUCAAAAUUAAGGAGCGACAAGCCAGUGUCUUUAUGUUAUUCGUGGAUAAAUUGAGAAUUGAUAACGUAUUGGAACAUGGAGAGCCUCCUGCUGAUAAGCUCGGAGGAGAAGAACCUCCUGUUCUCAAACAAUUACCAACUCAGAUAGGAACCAUUCAGAAUCCAUACGUGUUGAGAGCACCCAAUCGUGCCAAUUCCAUCAUGAAAGAUUUGAGUGAAUCGGCAAAUAGCAACAAGGAACCAUCAUCACCCAAUAGUAAUCCCAACAACAACAACAUCACUGAAAUCAACUUCUCACCUUCUAACAGCAUUGAUAUUGGUGGAGGAGCGAGUCCGAAUCGAAAUAACAGAACAUCAACCACGAUUAUAAUUGGCUCGGAUUCAACGCUUCAGAACUCAUCGUCUGAUCUAUCAUCACCUCGCAUCGCUGGAUCUACAUCCACGACUGUGGCUUCUUCGGCGUGUUCAGGACAAACAGCCAACACAACUACACCAAUUGAAUCUCCAAAUAUUCAUUCACAUGUGGUGGGUGGCAUGAACGAUGAUGAAAGAAGACCUUCUCGAGAUGAUAUCGAGCUAGCCAUGGAUCUGCUGUAUACGACGGGAGAGGAGGAAGAGGAAGCAAGAUAUAGAACUUUACAAUCUGGCAACAAUCUCGAGAUGAAUAACAUGGAUAUUCACUACAAGGCAAUGAUGAGCACCAGUAGUAGUGGUGCUGGUGCUGGUAUUGACAUUCCAAACCCAAAACUUAGUUUUUAUAUGCAAACAGAUGCUAGCUUGCAACCAACGAGUUAUCUGGCCACAUCCUAUGAUCCAAUGUUCACUAAAAUAAGUUUUGGAUCUGUACCCAACCAAUCUGGAACAGAUAGAUAUUUUGCUUCCAAAGGAGAUGAUUUUAAAUCUAUUUCAAUGAUGCCUACAAGCACAUCUGCCUCAAUGGACGACGACAAAAGGAAAAAGAGAAAACCAAGAAGAUGCUCUCCUUUCCCAGACAAGAAGCUCACAAUUGAAGAACGAGAAAGAAGAGACUUUUGUCUGAAAAAAAUUCAACAACUACGAUCUCCAAUUGCUCCGAAAUUACAUGAAUUGGUUGCACAGGAUUGUGUAAUUCCAGAAAGAUUUCGAUACAAGUAUUUCAAUCCAGAUAGAGUUGACAGACCUGUUCACCCCAGCAAGCUCAACCUGAAAAUUAAGUUGGUCAUUACAGAGAUGAGUACUUCAACUGCUCACAGGAUUUUAAGAAAGCUUGGAAGCUCAGUUGGAGCUCUUAAGAACCAACAAUUCGGAAUGUACCACUCUGCUCUAAUUAUUGGAGAGUUUUAUGUGGAAUUUUGUGACAGUAGUAUUGCCACUGUAAGAAAAAAGAGUAGUAGCAAGGCUGUCUUUGUUGUUGACGUGCACACAUACAAGAAUCAACAGGAAAUUAACAAUGCCUUCAAGGUAAUUUCUGAAGUAAUUUGUGAGUGGAACGGAACCAAAAUGUAUGAUAACAGGAAGGCAAACUGUCAACAUUUUGCUUUGGACAUUUUGGGAAGAUUAGAAAUUUUGGAGCCAUUUUUCGAUAAAAUUUCUGGAUCAGUUAAAAGGUAUUUGGAUAGAUUAAGAAACGAUGGUGUUUGCGAGAUGAACUACACAGUAGAUGACAAGAAACGAAAAAUAAUCUUAAAUUCCAAAAUUGCAAGUAAGGAGCUGAAAGAGCUCGUAAAGCAAAAAGGAGACAUUUCUUUUCCUUCACACAGAUUACUUGAUGAAUUUGUGUACGUCAUAGAAAAGGAAGCUGGUAUUAUGUAUUUUGAUCAAAAUAUUCACGAACAAACCGAUCACAUGUUAUUGAAGGCCUUUGACAGAGCUUUUUGGCUUAGAAAUGAGGCCUCGUCACAUAACAAGGAUUUAACCAAACCGUUGGACAACGAGAGAGGAGAAACCAAUUGUCCAUUUUCACAAGUUGACAAGAACGGAAAGCUUAUCGAUCACACUAUCCACAACACUUAUUUAUUUACGGGAGCUUAUACUCCAGAAUUUCCAGAAAGAUAA